UCGGUCACAUGUGGUAAAGGAAAUGGAGGUCAGUCUAACUACUCGUUCGGUAACUCCAUGUGUGAACGUAUUUGCGAACAAAGACGAAGAGAUGGUUUACACGGACUGGCCAUACAGUACGGACCGGUCGGUGAUGUGGGAGUGUUUGAAGGAAGUGACCAAAUGUUACAAUUCGCGUCGUUUAGGAAACAGCGAAUCAACUCGUGUUGCGAUGUUUUGGACAAAUUGUUAACAAUUAAACAGCCGAUCGUUACAUCAUAUGUUAAAGUAGACCAAACUAAAGGUGAAUCGGGUGGCCGACAAAAGCGAAUGAUCAAGGAACUAUGGCGAGCACUGGGCAUUGAUCCGGACAACACCCCCAACAACCUAACUCUGGGUGAGAUCGGCAUCGAGUCUAUGUUUGCCGUAGAGUUACAGCAGGAACUGGAGAGGGAGUGGAAUAUGAAAGUGACUCUCAAUCAGGUCAAGAGUAUUACGAUCGGUAUGUUAAAGGACUACGAGGCCGGCAGAAUUGGCGAAAUCAAGAAGCACCUGGAUGAUGUUAAACGCGCCAGGGCUAACUUACUCAAAAUGAAAUUCUUGAUUUCCACCGAAACGCAUACCCGACUGAAUAGCGUGCAGAAAGGCGUCCCCGUUUACAUCCUGCCGCCCAUUGAGGUCAACUUCGCCGGCAUGGAGGAGCUUGCUCAAAAGAUUAACCGACCCGUGAUCGGACUUAACUGGACCCGGGAGGUGAGCCAACUGACCUCGCUCAAAGAGGUUAGCGAGUAUUACGUCAAGUUGCUAAAGAGACUGGAGCCUAAAGGGCCGUACGAUGUGUUGGGGUAUUUCGAUGGCGCCAUCAUUUGCUCGAAACUGUUGCGCAAACAAAUGGUCGCCAAAGCGGUUAUCGUUGACGUCAUUAACGACUCCCGUUUCCGGGAGGACUGUCACUCCGAUGAUGACUUGCUGGAGAUGUUGCUACUAUUCAUGUCGAAAGAGAUACCAGGCUCAUUUAAGGAAAAAAUACAGCGCGAGAUUAAAAAGGAACCGGAUAUGAAGGCCAAAGUGAAGUUCAUUAUCAAUGAGAUCGUGGACUUCGCCGGCAAAGGACUGGUGGCCACAGAUAUGGAGGAAAUGUUUCACAUAAUGAUAGCCCGGAUUCGUAUGCUAUCGGAGUAUAGACUCAAUAAACGCAAGAAGUUUUCAAAUCGACUGAAACUCGCGAUCGCAAAGAAAUGGGCGAAAAAGACCGGGAAAUUGGUUUUCAUUAAACCGUUUCGUUUUGAUUCGGUAGAAGAUAUCGAAGGUUUUAUGGAUAUGUCCAGGGACAUGUAUUUCCUGCCCGCAAACGAUGACAACAAUGAAAAUAUACUGCUAGAACCAAUCGACAAUGGGACCCAAUAUGAUAUGGCGGCCACCAUUAUAACCGAUAAGAUUGUGGAUGCCUUCAAAUAA
Messenger RNA from Oppiella nova, 1437 nucleotides. NCBI's taxonomy places the organism in Eukaryota, Metazoa, Arthropoda, Arachnida, Sarcoptiformes, Oppiidae. The record is from the annotation of a GenBank genome assembly.